This is a messenger RNA of Lolium perenne, 1086 nucleotides long. The record is from RefSeq and is a predicted model, not a curated record. NCBI's taxonomy places the organism in Eukaryota, Viridiplantae, Streptophyta, Magnoliopsida, Poales, Poaceae.
AUGGACUACAUCGAGUUGGCGGACCCCAAGGUCCAACUUCUGGGUGCUCUUCAGCACGAGCCGGCGGACACCGAGUCCACCUUGCCAGCGGCCCAGAGCCUUCGAGCUGGCGGUCCUCAGCGACCACUUCCGGGUGCUCUUCAGCACGAGCCGGCGGACACCGAGUCCACCUUGCCAGCGGCCCAGAGCCUUCGAGCUGGCGGUCCUCAGCGACCACUUCCGGGUGCUCUUCAGCACGAGCCGGCGGACACCGAGUCCACCUUGCCAGCGGCCCAGAGCCUUCGAGCUGGCGGUCCUCAGCGACCACUUCCGGGUGCUCUUCAGCACGAGCCGGCGGACACCGAGUCCACCUUGCCAGCGGCCCAGAGCCUUCGAGCUGGCGGUCCUCAGCGACCACUUCCGGGUGCUCUUCAGCACGAGCCGGCGGACACCGAGUCCACCUUGCCAGCGGCCCAGAGCCUUCGAGCUGGCGGUCCUCAGCGACCACUUCCGGGUGCUCUUCAGCACGAGCCGGCGGACACCGAGUCCUUCGUCGCCUCGUCCGGCUGCGCCUUGUCCGGAUGCGACCUCGCCGCCUUGUCCGGUCGCGCCUUCGCCGCCUCGUCCGGCUGCGCCUCGUCCGGCUGCGACCUCGCCGCCUUGUCCGGCUGCGCCUUCGUCGCCUCGCCCGGCCGCACCUUCGCCGCCUCGUCCGGCUGCGCCCUCCCCCGCAUCGCCCGAUCGCGACUCGUCGCCUCGUCCGGCUGCGCCUUAUAUGAAGGAAAGAAGAUAGAAGAAGUGCGCGCCGGGCCGGCUUCCGGCUUCCCGCGGCCCGUCCGGCCGCGGCCUCCUCGGACUUCUCCAGCUUCCCGCAGCUGGGCCGCUGCAGGCUCCCCGGGGCCUGCUCCGGCUCCACCCAGGCCGGCUUCCGGCUGCGCCCAGGCCGACUCCUGCCCCGGGCCCGUCGGCUGCCGGGCCGUCGCCCACGCGCAUGGGCCGACUGGCGCGGCCCUCGCUAGGGAGCGGCCGGCUUCGUACCUCCAUCGAUCGAGCGUGCCGCGUCCAGCGCUCGCCCCAGCACACGUCCGCGCUCACCAGCUCCUCUAG